Aedes albopictus (Asian tiger mosquito) is the source of this 4098-nucleotide messenger RNA. RefSeq lists its product as uncharacterized. NCBI's taxonomy places the organism in Eukaryota, Metazoa, Arthropoda, Insecta, Diptera, Culicidae. Gene Ontology annotation, molecular function: zinc ion binding; nucleic acid binding. The coding region runs from base 1 to 4098 and encodes 1365 amino acids. The record is from RefSeq and is a predicted model, not a curated record. The transcript is spliced from 4 exons. Gene Ontology annotation, biological process: DNA integration.
AUGGUUAUCGAUUCAAACCACCACGAUCCUACGAAUUGGUGUAUACCUGGUAUUGUGUUAAAGUCCGCUCUGAUGGAAGAAAGCCGACCGAUUCCGAUGUUCAGAUGUGAACAAAUCGAAAGCGGUAAACUUGCCAAAGAGUGGCAGGAGUGGAAGAGCUCAUUAGAGUAUUAUUUUGAAGCAAGCCAAGUUCAUGAUCAGAAAAUGAGGCGUUCCAAGAUGUUGCAUCUGGGCGGGCCACAGCUGCAACGGGUUUUUAAUACGCUGGAGGGAACUGAAGAUUUUCCGCUGGUGUUGCUAGAAAAGCGUUGGUAUGAUGUCGCAGUGGAACGUUUGGAUGCAUUCUUCAAACCGCGCAAGCAGGAUGUCCUCGAACGACACCGGCUACGAAGCAUGAAGCAGGGGCCGAACGAACGUUUUUCACAUUAUGUCCUACGUUUGCGCCAGCAACUGAAGAACUGCGGGCUGGAGAAAUAUUCCCAGGAGGUGAAGAACGUCAUGGAAGAAAUUAUGUUGGUUGAUGUAAUAGUUGAGGGCUGUAACUCCAAUGAGCUACGACGAAAAAUUCUCGAGAAAGAUCAGUCGUUGGGUGAUAUCGAGGCACUGGGAGAGUCAAUAGAGAGCGUUCGCGUACAAGAACAGGAACUAAAGAUCGAGAAAAGGGGCAUUGAAUCAACAGAAGUUUGCAAGGUGCAGAGCUCCGUGAAAACGAGAAAAGAGCGUAGGGAAGAAAAGGUCAUCAACCGAUUUCCAACCGUUUCAUCGACCUACAAAGAUUCAAGGAUUUGUUUCGCCUGCGGUCGACAGGGGCACAUGUCAAAAUCCCCUAUGUGCCCCGCGAAGGAUCAGAUCUGCCGGCGGUGCAAGAAACCCGGACAUUUUGAAAAUGUCUGCCGCAAGCAUCCUUCUGAUUUUCGACACCCGGCGCCCCCAAAGAAAGUGCAAAUAGUUGAAGAUAUUGCCGACCAUGCUUCUGAAACUCUGCAUCAGGAGUUGCAACCCGAGCCCCAACCAGCAUCUCAAUCGAGGCCUUAUCGCACUGCAGCCGAACGAAAAGUGUACUACACCUUCUAUACCGGAAGUGAUACGAAUGUUUUCGCCUGUACUAUCGGCGGAGUGAAGACUGAGGUAUUCAUUGAUUCUGGAUCAGAUGUCAAUUUGAUCACAUCGGAUACCUGGGAGAAACUGAAGGCGCAGCAGAUCGUUGUAUCGAAAUGCCAAAAGGGUAGCUGCAAGGUUCUGAAAGCGUACGCAUCAAGCAAGCCACUGACUAUUCUGGGGACUUUUCAAGCAGUCAUCGAAAUCGGAAAGCGAUCUGUGGAAGCGGAAUUCAUGGUGGUGCAAAACGGGCAGCGGAAUUUAUUGGGCGAUACGUCUUCGAAGCAGUUAGGAAUCCUGAAGAUUGGUUUGGAGACGAACCAAGUGUCAAACGUGGAAGGAAAUGAUUCUCCGUUCUCCAAGAUAACCGGGAUGAAAGUUCGACUUUCUAUGGACCCAAAGAUCACUCCAGUGUUCCAACCGUUACGGCGAAUCCCAAUUCCUUUGGAAGCAGCAGUUAAUGAAAAGCUGGAUGAACUGCUACGCAGAGAAAUCAUCGAACCGAAACAAGGUCCGGCUACUUGGGUAUCGCCGUUGGUGGUUGCCAACAAGACGAACGGUACUAUUCGACUUUGUGUUGACUUACGCCGAGUCAACCAAGCUGUGAUUCGUGAGAGGCACCCUAUGCCUAUUAUCGACGACGUGCUGGCAAAAAUCGGAAGAGGAAAGGUUUGGAGCGUCCUUGACAUCAAAGAUGCAUUCUUCCUACUGGAGCUAGAAGAGGAAUCAAGAGACAUCGUGACAUUCAUCACACAUCGAGGGCUUUACCGUUUCACACGGCUACCGUUUGGCCUCGUGUCGGCCCCAGAAAUAUUUCAACGAAAGAUGGACGAAAUUCUGGCCGACUGCGAGGGCACAUACUGGUAUUUGGACGAUGUCGGCGUAGAAGGGAGCAGUGUUGAAGAACACGAUUUGAGAUUGAAGAAGGUUCUAGAAAGAUUUGAAGAAAAAGGCGUAAUUCUUAAUUGGGAAAAGUGCAAGAUACGGGUAACGGAUUUCGAAUUCCUUGGAUAUAAUAUCAAUCCGCAAGGAAUUUUGCCUUCGGAUUCGAAACGAGAUGCGAUUAUGUCGUUUCGCCAGCCACUGAAUGAAAAUUUGGCUUCUCAGGACGAACCUCUUCGCCGACUAACCCAGAAAGGUGUGAAGUUCCAGUGGGGCGAAAAAGAAGAAUCUGCAUUUCAUGCGGUAAAGCAGAGCUUGGUGAAUGCGCAAAGGUUAGGUUUCUACAAGCAUGAAGAUAGAACAUCUGUCAUUGCCGAUGCAAGCCCUUAUGCUUUAGGCGGAGUACUCAUCCAAACUGAUACAAAUGGGAAUUCGCGUGUCAUCUGCUAUGCUUCCAAGUCACUGACGGACACUGAGAGAAGGUACUGUCAGACCGAGAAGGAAGCACUAGCACUUGUUUGGAGUGUAGAAAGAUUCCAGGUCUAUUUAAUUGGCAAGGAAUUUAACCUAUUGACUGAUUGCAAAGCGUUGAUUUUUCUCUUCACUCCUGCGUCUCGUCCAUGUGCACGCAUCGAACGUUGGGUACUCCGACUCCAGAGCUUUCAAUACAAUAUCGUGCACAUCUCAGGACAAACCAACAUUGCCGAUGUUCUAUCUCGCCUGUCAACAUUUGUUCCAACGCCGUUUGAUGAAACAGAGGAGAUGGUAGUAUACGAGGUUGUCACAGCCGCUGCAAAGAUGGUUGCCCUCAAAUGGGAGGAGAUAGAGAACAAAAGUCGUGAUGAUCCUGAGAUUUUGGAGGUUAGCGAUGCGUUAAAAUCAGGUGCUCUCGACGAUCUACCGUUGGCGUAUAGAGUUAUUUCGUCAGAGCUGUGUAUGGUGAGCGAUGUGCUAUUACGGGGCGAUAAGAUAGUGAUUCCCAAAAUUCUACGCGAAAGAGUCUUAAGGCUGGGCCACGAAGGCCACCCGGGUAUUAGGAUCAUGAAAGCGAACCUACGAGGGAAUGUUUGGUGGCCGAAAAUAGAUCAGGAUGUUGAGAGAUUCGUGAAGGCAUGUCGAGGAUGUUCAUUAGUCUCAGCACCAAAUGUUCCAGAACCGAUGAUGAGGAAGGAGCUCCCAUCAAGAGUAUGGGAACAAAUUGCUGUGGAUUUUCUUGGUCCGCUACCAAACGGGGAAAAUUUGCUGGUUUGUGUGGACUACUACAGCAGAUAUAUGGAAGUGGUUGAAAUGCUGGAAAUAUCCGCAUCAUCUACCAUCAGAGAGCUACUGACGAUAUUUUCACGUUAUGGAGUACCUGAUAUCCUUCGAGCUGACAACGGACCACAGUUUGCUUCAGAAGAGUUUCGAGAUUUUUGCGAUGAGUUUGGUAUCCACCUGGAGAGAACUAUACCUUACUGGCCACAGAUGAAUGGAGAGGUGGAGCGGCAAAAUCGAUCGAUUUUGAAGCGCUUACGCAUAGCCCAAGAGCUUGGCCAGGACUGGAAACAAGAGCUACGCAGGUAUCUGAUGAUGUACCACUCAUCUAAUCACACGACAACCGGGAAAACUCCUGCAGAGCUGAUGUUUGGCCGCAAUUUGCGAACAAAAUUACCUUAUGUUCCAGCAACAACGAUCGACACCGAAGGAGUUAGGGAUAGGGACAAAUUGGAAAAAGAAAAGGGAAGGGUGUAUGCGGAUAGCAAACGAAGAGCCAGACCAAGUUCUAUUAAAGUGGGUGAUCAUGUACUAGCUAAACGGAUGAGAAAGGACAAUAAACUAAGCUCAGACUUUGGUCCGGAAGAAUUCAAGGUAGUUCAGAAGAAGGGUACGGAAGUAGUGAUUCGUUCGACUGAUUCAGGCAAAGAGUAUAGGCGGAGUGCUGCUCAUCUGAAAACGAUAUCAGCUCCAUUACACGAGAAGGUAGGUCAAAGUCCUGAAAUAUAUGUUCAGCCCAAUGAACAAGUUGAAAGGGCCAUGGAUCAAUUUGAAGAACCAGGAGAUGUUCCAUCAGAGGUAGCUAGGACUUCUAAGAGAGUAAGAAAGGAAUCGAAGUUGCUUAAGGACUAUGUAACGUACUGA